Messenger RNA from Prorocentrum cordatum, 1419 nucleotides. Lineage: Eukaryota; Dinophyceae; Prorocentrales; Prorocentraceae. The record is from the annotation of a GenBank genome assembly.
AUGGACGGCUCACCGGCGAACCCGAGGCUCCGGAGGUCCGGCGGCACCCCGGCGCCCGCGCCGGUGGCGCCGCCGGGCGGCGGCUCGCCGCAGGGCCGCACGCCCGCCAGGCGCCCGGAGACGUACGAGCUGAGCCCCAGGCCAUGGCGGCGUGCCGCCGCCGCGUGCAGGGGCGCCCUGGAGCUGCCCUUCUGGUUCAGCUGGGGCUUGGUGGUGGUGAUGGCCGCCAUGCUCCCCGCCUUUCUUUUCGGCAAGUACGUGGGGAAGCAGCACAACGGAUCGUCGCCGCAUGAUGCCGAUGCGGACAACCUCAGCUGCGGCGGCAACCAGAGCUGCGGAUCGAUGGGUGCUCUGGCGCGGCUCUCGGAGGAAAGGCUCAGGGACAUCGCCUCCAAUCUGAGGGCGCUGCAGGGUCUGAGCCAGGUGGUGGUCAAGGCGGACGACACUUACGAGGAGGUGUACCACAGGCAGCUGAUCCGGCAAGACCUGGACGACGUGGAGCCAGGGGCGCACGACUGGAACAGUUUCGUCGUUGAGGCCCGAGCGUCCGGCCCAGACUUCCUGGAGGGCAAGGAGUGCCUCAGGGACGCCGUUGCCAACAUGCACAGGCUCAUCAGGAGGGCGCCCGAUUACCUGCGGAGUCUGCUGCACCACCUUCGGGAGGACGACGCCGAGGAGGCCAGCUGGUACCUGGCCAAGGUCGUGAAGCUGGUGGACACGAUCAAGGAGAGCAUGGAGCGGGCGGCCGCGAAGUUCGGCGAGGUCGACAGCAGCGUGGGCGGAAUGGCGAGGGACGCGCUGGAAAACGAGCAGCACCUGCACCAGCGAGCCUCGAAGCUCAUCGGAGAGGCCAGGGCCUUAGCGGAGGGUCGGCCGGCUCGGAGCGGGAGCUGGGGCCGGGAGGCCAACGUGGCUUUGUACGGUUGCCAGUUGGGUAAGACGAUCGCGUCGCUGGAGGACUGCAAGCUGGGGUGCGUUGGCCACGACAGCGGGUCGUGCACCCAGAUCAGCUACUACAAGACGGCGCCCAGGAACAACUGCUACUUCCACUGCGAGUCCGCGACGCGCGGCCCCUACGACGAGGCCGACGUCUUCUCGCUGGAGAAGGCGCCAGACCAGGUUGCCGUGGACAUUCACAGAAGGGAGGAGGUCGGACUCAGAGCCGAGCAGCUGCGAGGGCGAUGGCAACAGGUGCAGGGCCCUCUCGGGGAGGUGACCCGCCUCGUGCGACGCUUCCGGCUCGCCACCAUGGACCUGCGGAAGAGCCUCGAGGACGUCCGCUUCGCCUCCAGCGAUCUGCAGGCCGCGGUCGCCGGCCCCUCGGGGGAUCGCCACCUGCGCCUGCUGGAGCGGCGGGUCGGCGACCUCGUGGACUCCAUCGAGGACUUUGGCGACUCCCUGGCGCCCCUGCGACUCUAG